CUACUAGUUUUACAACGUGGAAACAUGUUAAUAGCAAAUAUUUUGAGCCAAAAAAAACAAACAAACAACACAAGUCCAUAAUCCUAUCCACUGGCUUUGCAUUCGUCGCAUCCAAAAUAUGCGGUUAAACUUAUAUUAUCAGAAAAUUCUGAAUUAUUGAGUCGUAUUAAUAUUGUUAGUCUUAAUUGCAUUAUUUCCGAUAGUUCCCGAAGGCAGCACGAUUACAUUACGGCCCUUCUUUCGUUGCGUCAUUUUGAACAUGGCGGCGCCCCAUGCCGUGGUCGAAGUGGAGGGAGGCAGCAGUGAAACAGGGCUGCUUCUGUCAGAUUCAACCACCGGAGAUGUGAAGAGACCUCAGUUUGGGACACGUUUUCUCACAGACCCGCGGCAGGUCUUCCAACACAACGCAUGGGACAAUGUGGAGUGGACUGAGGAACAAGAAGCAUCUGCUAAGAAGAAAGUCUUGGAAAACAGUCAGCCACUGCCUUCAGAGAAACAAGAGGAAUUCGACAGCCGGGCAAAUGAGUACUGGAAUGAUUUUUACACAAUUCAUGAGAAUCGUUUCUUCAAGGACCGUCACUGGCUCUUCACAGAGUUCCCAGAGUUGGCCCCGCAGUGUAGCCUUAACCACGAGUCCCAUCUUGAGGUCUCUGGCACAGAUGACAGUCAGCAGGGUAGUCUGAAUCAAGAACAAAGAACAGAAGUUGCAGCUAUGUCUCACACAGAUGGCGGCAUCCCUGGCUUCUCUGCCACAUAUCGCAUUCUGGAGGUUGGCUGCGGUGUAGGCAAUACAGUUUUUCCAAUACUGAAGACCAACAAUGAUCCGGGACUCUUUGUUUACUGCUGCGAUUUCUCCAGCACUGCUGUGGAGUUAGUCAAGACUAAUCCAGAGUACGACCCUGGGCGCUGCUUCGCCUUUGUUCAUGAUUUGAGUGAUGUGGAAGCCAAUUACCCCGUCCCCGAUGGAACCCUUGAUGUUAUAGUGCUAAUCUUUGUGUUAUCAGCGUUGCAUCCCAACAAGAUGCAGGCAUCCAUCAGCAGAUUAGCGCGGCUGCUGAAGCCUGGGGGAGUGAUGCUGCUUAGGGACUAUGGGCGCUAUGAUAUGGCACAGCUUCGCUUCAAGAAAGGAAGGUGUCUGUCAGAAAACUUCUAUGUCCGAGGGGAUGGAACAAGAGUAUACUUCUUUACUCAAGAUGAGCUCCAUGAGGUGUUCACUGAGGCAGGGCUUGAGAAAGUACAGAACCUUGUGGACAGACGGCUACAGGUGAAUAGAGGCAAACAGCUAACUAUGUACAGGGUGUGGAUCCAGUGCAAGUACCGCAAGGCUCUAGUUCAGCCACCUGAGACGCAGGGCUGAGACAGAGGAGAGAAAUCUGCCUGGCUUGACCUUCUACCAACUGAAACUAGGAGCUCAUAUCAGGCUGUGCUGGCUUCUUUUCUGAGGAUGUAUGGAAUUGAGAAGCCCUGUGAUUGUGAUCAAGGGGAGGCAACUGGAUAGCCUUAGACUAUCUCACCUGCCAUAAUGUUGAUGGACUCGUUUUACGGCUAGUGUUCUUGAUAGUGCUGUAAUUUUAUCUAUGAGUGAUGAUUUCUAAUUUUUUGCUGACAAGUUCAGUAAUCUGAGAAAGGGCUGGUUACACCUGUAUGUUUCUAUUCUGCCAGAUGACGUUUUUUAACAAGCUGAUGUUUUAAAAUAAAUUGCCUGAUUUUUAAGACAACUCUGUGAUUUUUUUUUUUUUUUUUUUUGUACAUGCAAAGUGAAUAAAAAUCCAAUCUGUUAAGUGUUUAGGUAUUUUCCCAAGGUUCAAAAGUGCUUUAAUAAAUUAAUCACGUACUUAA
Micropterus salmoides (largemouth bass) is the source of this 1839-nucleotide messenger RNA. It is a transcript of the gene mettl2a, whose product is annotated as methyltransferase like 2A. Lineage: Eukaryota; Metazoa; Chordata; Actinopteri; Centrarchiformes; Centrarchidae. The coding region runs from base 260 to 1357 and encodes 365 amino acids. The transcript is spliced from 9 exons. Gene Ontology annotation, molecular function: tRNA (cytidine-N3)-methyltransferase activity. The record is from RefSeq and is a predicted model, not a curated record.